This is a messenger RNA of Triticum turgidum subsp. durum (durum wheat), 2766 nucleotides long. The record is from the annotation of a GenBank genome assembly. NCBI's taxonomy places the organism in Eukaryota, Viridiplantae, Streptophyta, Magnoliopsida, Poales, Poaceae.
AUGGAUCCAAUUACCAUUGCUGCCGUAGGAUGGAGCGUGGCCAUGGUUGGUUGGGUCGCCUCGGCCACCAUCUCCAAGCUCCUCGCCAAAGGCUUCGAUUACCUCGAAUAUGACACAGCAAAGAAGCUGGCACAACUUGAGCCAAAAAUCUUGGUGCUGGAACGGGUCAUGGAAGUUGUCGAGACGAGCCCAUACAGGCCUCGUCUAGAGCACCUGUUCAAGCGGCUUAAAUAUGCUUUCUAUGAAGCCGAAGAAAUCUUGGAUGCUGUCGAGUGUCACUGUCUAGAGAAGCAGAUCAAAACUGGAAAACUACAGCCGGGCGGUGGCUCGUCUCUACCUAAAAAGGAUCGUCUGAAGAAGAAGGAGAGUCGUAUGUCAAAUAAGAAGUUGGUAAAGAGCCUAAAGAAGAUAGAAAACAUUAUAAAUGAAGCACACCAGAUUUUGGAGAAGCUUAACUUGUCAAGCAUAAGUGAUGGCAAUAUAAGACACAAAAUGGUUGUCAAUCCUACGACUACCGCAGUUUCCCCGCAAAAAGUUUUUGGUCGAGAUAAUGAUCGUGACAAGAUCAUAGCAAUGCUUCAUGAAAAGGAAGGUGGUCUUGAUCCAAGCACUAGCAAAGGUCUAUGUUUUUCUGUAAUUGGCAUACAUGGAGUCAGCGGGUCUGGGAAAUCUACCCUUGCACAGUUUGUUUAUGCCCACGAGAAAAAUGACAAGCAAGACAACAAGGAAGACCAUUUCGACCUUGUUAUGUGGGUUCAUGUCUCUCAGGAUUUUAGUGUGUGGGGCAUCUUCAAGGAGUUGUAUGAGGCAGCUUCAGAUCCUAAGGUUCCAUGCCCUCAAUUUCAUAACUUGAAUGCCUUGGAAGAAGAACUGGAGAGGAAGCUAGAUGGAAAGCGAUUCCUUCUGGUACUGGAUGAUGUCUGGUGCAAUGCGGAUGUUGGUAACCAGGAGCUACCAAAGUUACUUUCUCCACUUAAGAAAGGAAAGAAAGAAAGCAAGAUCCUAGUGACAACUCGAAGUAAAUAUGCACUACCGGAUCUAUGUCCUGGUGUGAGAUAUACUGCCAUGCCGAUAACUGAGGUUGAUGAUACCGCCUUCUUUGAGCUGUUCAUGCAUUAUGCCCUCGAAGAUGGCCAAGAUCAAAGCAUGUUCCAGAACAUUGGGGUUGAGAUUGCAAAAAAGCUGAAGGGGUCACCUCUAGCAGCUAGAACAGUGGGUGGAAAUUUACGUCGACAGCAAGAUGUUGACCAUUGGAGAAGAGUCGGAGAUCAAGACCUUUUCAAGGUAUGGACGGGACCUCUGUGGUGGAGCUACUAUCAGCUAGGUGAGCAGGCUAGGCGUUGCUUUGCUUACUGCAGUAUUUUUCCUAGGAGACAUCGCUUGUACCGUGAUGAAUUAGUUAGACUCUGGAUGGCAGAAGGGUUCAUAAGAAACACAGAUGAAGGGGCUGAUGCUGAAGAUGUUGGUCGGGGAAUAUUUAAUGAACUAUUGUCGAUAUCAUUUCUUCAACCAGGAGGCAAGGACUGGUACAAUCAUGGCAAGGAAUACUAUUUAGUUCAUGAUUUACUGCAUGAUUUAGCAGGGGCAGUAGCUGGAAGUGACUGCUUCAGAAUUGACAAUAACAUGAUCCAGAAAGGAGAAAGGUGGGCAAGAGAUGUUCCCAGAGACGUUCGUCAUCUUUUUGUUCAGAGUUAUGAUGCAGCAUUGAUUACAGGGAAGAUUCUUUUAUUGGAAAAUUUACACACACUCAUCAUUUAUAGUGUUGGAGGGGAUACACCAGUUGAGGAAAUAGUCAUCAAGAACAUACUCAAGAGUCUGCCGAAACUGCGGGUACUAGCAAUAGCUUUAUGUCUGGAAAAGGAUGGAUUUAUUUGUAGACCAAAUAUAUUGUCUGCUCCAGAAUCUAUUAGCCAAUUAAAACAUCUACGAUAUCUUGCUUUCCGGACAGAUAUUGGAUGCAGAGUAAUUUUACCAAGCAGUCUAAACCAGCUUUACCAGAUGCAGCUGCUAGAUUUUGGUGUCUGCAUGAAUUUGGUAUUUUCCUGUGGUGAUCUUAUCAACUUGCGGCAUGUAUUCAGCGGUCCUGGAUUGCAAUUUUCAAACAUCGGUAGGCUUGUCUCACUCCAAACAAUCCCAGCAUUCAAAGUAAGUCAUGAACAAGGACAUGAGGCAAAGCAGUUGAGGUACCUAAACAGGCUCAGCGGCGAACUGAGUAUAUAUGGUCUCCAAAGUGUUGAAAGCAGAGAGGAAGCUCUUGCAUUCGAUCUAGCUGCCAAGAAACGGCUCACAGAACUAACACUAUCACUCGGUGGAAGUUCAAAAGUUGCGGCAGAGGUACUUGAGGGCCUUUGUCCUCCCGUGGGGCUUGUAACACUCGACAUCCGUGACUACGAUGGUUUGGUAUACCCAAAGUGGAUGGUGGGUAGGCAAAAUGGCGGACCAGAGAAGCUGCAACAACUUGGUCUCUCUGGAUGGAGCCAGCCAGGGCCUGCUCCUGCACUGAAGGCUUUCAAUCAUCUUCGUUGCCUCAAUCUGAUGCACUGCAGCUGGAACGCCUUGCCAUGCAAUAUGGAGCACCUCAGCUCUCUGGAAACAGUAAUCAUUAUUAAAUGUUUGAAUAUCCGGUCGCUUCCAACGCUGCCACAGUCUCUUACGUAUUUUUGGCUCCUGAAGUGCGACGAUGGGUUUAUGGAGUCUUGUCAAACAGUUGGACAUCCAAACUGGAAAAAGAUUCAACAUAUCUGCAGGAAAUAUUUUAGUGAAUGA